AUGAUAUCAACUCUUCAUUUUAUUCCACAACCAGGAAUUGAUGACAAUAUUCCUGAUAAAGGGAUAGUAAAACAAUACUACAAGGCACCAUCUCCAAAUGACUUUAAAGACUUGAAACGUAAAUGCAGUCCCUUUCUUCUCUUUCGUAAAAAGGUUAAUGAGGCAAUUCAAAAAAGUGGGAGAGUAAGAAGUGCCGGUAACAUUUCUAAAAUCGCUGCUGAAUUAUGGGAAGAAACACCUCCUAAUGAAAAAGAGAUAUACAAUCGAUUAUCUCGCCAAAACGUCGUUUGGUUAAAUACUACUACAGUACAGCAACCUCAAACACAAAUUGCUAAGGUGGUUGAACCCAAGUCUUUUAGCCCAUCAAUACAACAACCGCAAAUGCAAAUCGUUAAAGUGGCUGAAUCCGAGUCUAUUACCUCUCCAAUACAACAACCAGAAACGUCAAUUCCUAAAGUGGAUAAGCCGGAAUUUUUUAUAUAUUCCAAAGAUGUUUGGACAAACGAAGAGUCAAGGUUAUUUGGAGUGCCGCUAUGA
Molecule: messenger RNA, 537 nt
Organism: Ambispora gerdemannii
Lineage: Eukaryota; Fungi; Glomeromycota; Glomeromycetes; Archaeosporales; Ambisporaceae
Source: the annotation of a GenBank genome assembly